Molecule: messenger RNA, 5284 nt
Organism: Magallana angulata
Lineage: Eukaryota; Metazoa; Mollusca; Bivalvia; Ostreida; Ostreidae
Exons: 21
Coding region: 125-3697 (1190 amino acids)
Molecular function (GO): protein binding
Source: RefSeq, a predicted model, not a curated record
GGCCAAUCUUGUCAACAUUGAUUCUUAAAACGGACUAUUUCUGUCAUUUUUUUUUUUUAGAGGAAUUCAACUACACGAUUAAGAUGUAAAUAGAUAUAAAUUUCAUUCCACCUGGACAGCCAGAAUGAAUUAUCAUCGCAUGUCAAUUAUAUUUGUCCUCUUUGGAAUUGUUUACCUUCUGAGUGUUAAAGUGACAAAUGGACAGCAGACCAACUCGCAGGACUCAACAGGAAGCAAUCAUUCGUGCCCUGUGUUGAUACUUUAUCCAAGUUUUCUAUAUGCCACCUUUGGGAAGAGAGUUAACUUUACAGGAACGGUAGAAGCCAAAUUAGAAUAUCCCAUAGAAGGACUAUGGCAAAGACUGCAAAAUGGCGUCCUUCUCAAAAGUAUAAACCAAGAUGAAAAAAAGUAUCUAGACACCAAUGCGUUGGCUCCAUCUCAACUCGUGAUAAAUAAUGUUGACUUUGACGACGAAGGAGAAUACCGGCUACAAGUCAGGAUAUCUACCGGCUGGUGCUCAAGCAACACCGUUCGUCUGCAGCAUGUCUACGGAAUUUUGGAUUACAAUGCCAGUUGCAACAAGACCAGGGAAUGUGAUGAAAGAAAACAUUUACAGUGUUCACGCAAAACAUGUCUAUGCUACGAUUCGUACUAUCCAUUCAACCAAACAUGUUUUCCAAAGUCAGACUUAUGUGCACCAAUUUACAAUUACAACAUUAGCGAAUUUUCAAUGUACUUUAAAUGGACCCAACCUACGCAUUCUGAUCUAAUACAAAACUAUGCAGUCAGUAUACGGCACAGCAACGGAACAUCUAUAACCAGUAAAUCGGUCGGCAAACAGACGAGCUUCACCUUCCCAUAUAACUUUAUACCUGGUUACAAAUAUUAUGUCAAGAUUGCAUCCAAUGUACAGAUUCAUCAACCGAGCGAACAAUUUAUUGAGAACAGUGAACUGGGAAUAGUUUUAGCUCCCUUACCCCCUGGUCCCAUAGAUAGAAACGUUAGUAACUUUCAUCCAGAAAAGCUACAUCUGAAAUGGACUGUCCCUAUAAACAACACGAGGGUUGAUUCCUACCAAAUAACUAUCAGUGAUCAACAUUCAACCAUCAUCACUUCAUACCCUUCAUCCAAUGAUCUGGAGGUCUCCAAGAGAUUUCAACCAGGUACAAACUACACGGUAAAACUAUACACAAGAAGUUACGGAAGUUACAGUCCACGGUACACGGAGGAGAUUCAGACUCUGCGCACUCCCCUAUUGACGAUCAGUCCUUCCGGUUGGCCUGACAUACCUUAUCUGUCGAACUUAGAGAUCCAGUGUAUAAUAAGAAACAUCUCUGAUUUCCCUCCGACAUUGGAGACAAAAUGGCAAAGAAACAAGCUAGACAUCAACAUAUCAGAUGCGAUGUACAAUGGCAGCUCUCUUGAUUUGAUUAACCCAAAACUUGUCAUCAACCGGAUAUACUUUGACCGAGAUGAUGAUGUGCGUUAUCAAUGUAUGGCACAGAAUUCGGAGGGAUGGGGUUCUAGUCUCUCCGAUAUUCGUAUUGAUGUCAAAGGAAGUAUAAAAUUUCUGAAGUCCUGUAAUUACAGCAGAGAAUGUCUGUAUGGUGCCCAUUUAACGUGUAGUAACAAGCAUUGUUUAUGUAGCUACAACUAUUACCAUAAAAAUGGAGUUUGUUACUAUAGGAAUUAUUUACAAGCACAUAACGUAGGCAUCGAAAGUACAGCAUGUGAUAUUUCCAUAACCUGGAACCAUCCUUCUCAGCAUGCAGAUCUUGUGACCGGAUACGAAGUUUACCUACAAGAGAAAAACGGAGACGGAUGGAAGUCGUCAGAAAAGGUUUAUGCCGGAAACCACACGUCAUAUAUAUCACCGUGCACACUACAAUCAGGACGACUAUAUAGGAUAUAUAUCCGUUCUUUAGUUCUACUUAGCAAUCCAACACAAAAAAUAACCGUAGCUACAUCAUUCUACGAAACUAUUUUAGAGCCACGUAAACCUGGUGCAAUAGUAACCAAUUCAAGUAACUUCUCUGCUGAUGGAGUUCACCUCGUAUGGGAAGAGUCUGAUGGAUUUGUCAACCGAUAUAUAGUUAAAAUUGAUGACCAUGAACAGGAAACGUUAGAUAAAAAACCAACGAUAGACUGGGACCAACUUUUACUUCCGGACACAUUGUACAAUGUCACAAUAACAGCGAUCAGCUACGGAUUUACAACAAAUUAUUAUCAUUCUUACGGACGAAGACUGAGUCUUCCAGCUAUUUACUGGAUAGAAACAUCGAGUGUAAUAUCGUGUAAUGGAUUUAUAACAGAAGACCAAUGUAGAGAAGCAUGUUCCUGCUAUAUGAACAAUACCGAUAUAUGUAAUUCUGUGACGGGAGACUGUCAGUGUAAGACAGGAUGGAAGGGACACAACUGUUCAGAGGACGUGGACGAAUGCCAGGAAAACCUGAGAAGGUGCGACACCAGGUUGUAUCAGGUGUGUGUCAACUCUCUUGGGUCAUCACACUGUGAAUGCUUGUACGGAGGACAGAACCUCACCCUGUGUAAACAACCAAGACCUCCAAGUAAAACAAACCUAUCUGAGAUAAAGAUUAAUACAGAAACUACAUUUGACAUUGACAUAAGUCGAGAGGAGUUUUUAGAAAAUAGCACUGAAUGGCAAAACGAGUUCACGUCAUCGUUAAAAAAGUUCUACAAAGAAGAAAACGUGCGUGGGUUGAUUGACAUAAUUAUCCUGUCCAUUCGCCAGCUCAUGCCUCUCGUUGGUGGUCAAAUAAGUGGACCAGUCCAUAUAAAGGCACUCAUCGUAAACUACGAAAUUAUCGGAUCAAAAGGGAAAUCAAGCACAUUGAAAGCGGAUUUAGCUACAUCAAUGAAAGUCCUGUUAACAGGAGAAAAGAGCAUUAGAGUUUUUGAUAAAAAGCCAAAAGUUAACAGCAUAGCAAUAAAAGACCAAAAUGGCAAAACGGUAUCAAAUAUUACAAAAUCGUCUACGCCAUGUGCAUUAUUGAAAGGCAUUGGAGGUUCGUGUCCGAACGGAGAGAUCUGUGACGAUACCUAUGGAAUUGCCAAGUGUGUCUUGGUCUCUAAAGCUUUGUCAGACACAUUAAUCAUUACCAUUACGGUUGGAAUUAGUGUACCAGUCUCAAUAGCUGUAUGUGCAUUCUUAAUGGUCUAUCUAUGUCGACAAAGAAAAUCAAAGCAAACUGACGGUCAUCUUACGGAAAGAAUUGAAAAAUUGGAAACAAAAUUGAGUAGUAAUCCUUACUCAGCAGAGCCGAGAUCAAACGACGACACUCAAUCAGUUUAUGAGUCCAUAAACUCAUGUGAUCUGUACUCUAACGAGUAUCUCGAGUUGGAUGACGUUUCCCGCCAUGUUUACAGCAAUAUGAAACAUAAUGAUAUGGAUUAUGAGAAUAACUCAGGUUAUAAUGUUCCUGCUAGAGAAACACAGUAUCAGAAACAGCAAAAUGAGAUGAGAAACGAAAGAUCAACACGAGUAUGUAUGUUUACUUUAAAUAAAAAGUAUGUACGGACAAUGAAAAUUUACAUUAUAAUUAUUUGUUUAUCAUUAGAUUUUAUUAGCUCACCUGAGCUGAAAGCUCAAGUGAGCUAUUCUGAUCACAUUUUGUCCGUCGUCCGUCUGUCCGUCUGUCCGUCUGUAAACUUUUUACAUUUUGAACUUCUUCUCUAAAACUGCUUAUCCAAUUUCAACCAAAUUUGGCACAAAGCAUCCUUAUGGGAGGGCAAAUAUAAAUUGCAAAAAUUAAAGUCCGAUCUGUAUUCAAAGCGGAGAAAACCUUGAAAGUGUAGAAAAAGGGGGGUGCAUUUUUAAAAAUCUUCUUCUCAAGAACUACCGAGGCAAAUUCAACGUACUUUAGCAUAAAUUAUCCUUAUGGGAAGGAAAAUAUAAAUUGCAAAAAUUAAGGGGUAAUUUUGUUUCAAAUCGAAGUUAUUACGAAAAUAAUAAUAAAGGAAAGGCGUGUUUCAAUCGGGCUCGGCAUCCGGUAAAAUGGGUAGGCAAGACUUGGCCUGGGCAAAACAAAAGAUUGGCAGUUAUUAAUCUGCCAAUCUCAUUAAAAUUUCGGGAUAUUUGAUGGACUAGUAUAUUUGUAUUCGCUGUAGAUAUUGCUGCAAAAUAAUGCGUAUUUGGAAUUGACGAUUGCAGAUCUGCCCCGGCAUUUAUUUUGCCACGGCCCGGGUUUGCAUACCCAUUUUACCAAGACUCGUAUUCCAUACUUCUAAAACGAGGUUCUUUGUUUAAAGCAGCCAUGACAUUAUACGAAAAAGGGUCGAUCUGACUAUGAUGAAUUUGCUUGUUGUGCAACAGUUUGCAUAUGAAGGGAAGUUUUGAAACAUGAAAAAUAUAUUGGAGUAAAUUGAGGCUAAAUAUUUCAAUGCGUUGACAGUUUUCACACAUGACGUUGGUGUUAGCUUGUUCUGAUUUUCGUUUCGUUUUCAUUAUUUAUGCUUUGUAACCUGGAAACUAUCGUCUGUAUUUCGUGAUUUUUCGUAUCAAGUCAAUCAGAGACUUCGGUAAAUCAAACAGUUACGUUAACUGUUUAACUGCGCAAAUUAAGCAAAAUCUGAUGUAGGGGUACUGAAAUACAAUUCAUUCUAUCGGUAAUUCGGCAUUAUCUUUUGCGUAAUGGUAGAUUAAUGCAAUAGGUUUUGUUGAGAUGCUCGGCAUUUUCUCUAGUUUAUUCAGUUUAAAUAGAGUUUGAUAUCGCUUACGGAAACAUAUAGGUAUAUCCAUGUAUAUAUAUAUAUAUGAUUCAUUUCGAAAAAAUAAAUUGUGUUCAUUAUUUGUUAUACAUGUAGUGCAUGUUGUUUACAAUUUCUAUUUACUAACCAUAUUUGAGUGUUAAGCUUCGAAUUAUAAGCAAGAUACAGAGAUUUGCUCAUAAUUCUAUGUUUGUACACAGAUCUUAAAAGCUAAAGAUUAAAAAAGUAUAAAAAAUUGUCAAUAUUUAUUACGAAAGUUUUCAAAAUCUGUUCUUCCAGAAACCCACUUAUUGAAUUGUGAACUUAACCUUUUUAGCUCACCUGAGGAUGGGGCAACAAUGGGGGGUCGAAGUUUAACAUGAAUAUAUAGAGUAACUCUUAAGAAAUCUUCUUCUCAGAAACUAAUCGGCCAGGAAAGCUGACACUUGUGUGGAAGCAUCUUCAGGUAGUGUAGAUUCAAAGAUGUGAAAAUCAUGACCCCUGGGGGUAGGGUGGGGCCACAAUGGAGGGUUCAAUUUUUUUUACAUAUGAAUAUAAAAAGUAAAUCUUUAAAAAU